AUGAAACUUCAAUGGGCCGGGCUCCUCCUGGGGGCCUCCGUUGGCGGAGUCAAUGGCAUGGCUGAAUACAUGGCCGAAGCUAUGAGGGGAGAGCGUGUCAGCGGCUUUGGCAAAGUCGAUAACCCUUCUUUCACACCCGAGUUCACAGACGAGUCUCCUCCAUACAACGGCAUUCGAAUCCCGCGUACGGAUUGGACUUUGACUUGUAGUAGCUCUGCUGCUGGCUACCCAUGCAAGCGUGCCAUCGAUGGCAAAAGCAACACUGCUUGGCGCAGUGACCCUUCCACUAAGGGACACACCUUCCUCGUCGACCUUGGUGCCUUGUACCAAAUUAGCGCCGUCGUCCUUCUCCCUCCCGUCGACAGCGGGGUUGAAGGCCUCAUCACUCAACACAAGGUUUGGGUCAGCGAUGACAAGGAGAAAUGGAGCGACCCCGUCGCAUACGGAAUGUGGCCCAACACCAACCGACAGCGCAUGUCUGCAUUCGACCCUCUGUCUGCUCGAUACCUGCGCAUCACGACCGAGGCCGAUGACCAGAACCCUUGGGUCGGUAUCUCCGAGCUGAACAUCUACGGUACCCUCUAUUCGAUUCCUCGUGAUCCUGCGCUCGGUGUCUGGGGCCCGACCCUCGACUUCCCUCUCGUGCCUGUCUCGGGUGCUCAGGAGGGAUCCGGCGUGCUCGCUCUUUGGUCCUCCUGGGCGGAUGAUCAAUUCCACUCCACACCCGGUGGCCAGACUGUGAUGACUCGCUGGAACCCGUUGACCAAUGAGGUCAGUAAGCGGAAUAUUACCAACACUCACCAUGACAUGUUCUGCCCUGGCAUCGCUUACGAUGGCACGGGUAAGAUUGUUGUCACCGGUGGUAAUGAUGCCUCGGAGACUAGUCUUUACGACGCUGUGAAUGAUGAGUGGACCAGCGCCAGCCCCAUGAAGCUUCGUCGCGGAUACCAGUCAUCUACCGCUCUCUCCGAUGGACGGGUGUUCGUUAUCGGAGGAUCUUGGGCUGGUGGUUCCAAUGUUGCCAAGGAUGGUGAGGUCUACGACCCUGCGACCCAGAACUGGACUAUGCUCCCGGGUGCAACAGUUGAGCAGAUGUUGACGCAGGACAUGGAGGGUCUCUGGCGCGCGGACAACCACGGCUGGCUGUUUGGAUGGAAGGAUCUAAGCGUCUUCCAGGCCGGACCCAGCAAGCAAAUGAACUGGUACUCUGCUCACGGAAAUGGCACUGUGACGCCCGCGGGACUCCGUAUGGAAGAUGAAGAUUCAAUGUCUGGCAAUGCUGUCAUGUUCGACGCUGUCAAGGGCAAGAUUCUCACCAUCGGAGGCUCUCCUGACUACGACAAGUCGUGGGCUACCCCUGCCGCACACAUCAUCACCCUUGGUGAGCCAGGCCAAAAGCCCAAGGUUCAGCUCGCCGGAAAGGGAGAGAUGCACUUCGACCGUGUUUUCCACACCUCUGUCGUUCUUCCUGAUGGAAAGGUCUUCAUUGCCGGUGGCCAGUCGUACGGUGUUGCUUUCAACGAAGAGAACGUCCGAUUCAUUCCCGAGAUCUACGACCCCAAGACUGACACCUUCACGAAGAUGCAGCAGAACAACAUGGUCAGAGUGUACCACACCGUCUCCAUCCUCCUGCCCGACGCCCGCGUUCUGAACGCCGGUGGUGGUCUCUGUGGUAACUGCACCGCCAACCACUACGAUGGUCAGCUCUUCACCCCUCCCUAUCUCCUCACCAAGGACGGAAAGCCCCGAUCCCGCCCCGCCAUUACCGGAGGUCUGAACAGCCACGCCACUGUCGGUGACACCCUCAGAUUCCGCACAUCGGGAUACAUCUAUUCAGCCUCCCUGGUCCGUCUCGGUACUGCUACCCACACCGUCAACACCGACCAGCGCCGCAUUCCCCUUGACGUCGUCCCCACCUCCAUCUUCGGCAACCGAUUCAAGACCCGAUUGCCCGCUGACUCUGGUAUCUUGACUCCUGGAUACUGGAUGCUCUUCGUCAUGGACCGCGAUGGUGUUCCCAGUAUCGCGAAGAUCAUAAUGAUCACCGUCAACGGCCAGAAGACUAUUCAGUCUUCCGAGGUGGAGGAAGAGGAAGUUGAACAGAACUGUGAGCAUGGAUCCAAAUCUUCGGCAAUGUUGGAGACCGACGCUAAUGAUGCAGACAUUGGGUCGUCGUUGAGAAUGGAACUGGUGAAGAAGCACUGGUCUUCUUAA
Penicillium salamii is the source of this 2214-nucleotide messenger RNA. The record is from the annotation of a GenBank genome assembly. Lineage: Eukaryota; Fungi; Ascomycota; Eurotiomycetes; Eurotiales; Aspergillaceae.